GUUGAAGCUGACCGCCAACAAAAACUGCUCACUUGCACCAUGGGCAGCAAUUCGUCAUCUGUCCCCUUGGAAAUUUUGAACUUAAGGUCCCACCAAUGCUUACUUACUGGCUGGCCUUGGGUUUUGGUAAUCGUGCCACCAGUAUCCCAGUGACUGCAUUGUGUACCAUCUCCAGUUUCUAGACCAUUUUGAAAGGUGUAACCAAGAAGACAUCUUUAUCUAUGCAUCAACUGGAUCAUCAGCAUCAGAAAACUUAAUCAAAAUGAGAUUAAAGAUUUCUCUUUUAAAGGAACCAAAACAUAAAGAAUUAGUUAGUUGUGUAGGUUGGACAACAGCAGAUGAACUCUAUUCAUGCAGCGAUGACCACCAGAUUAUAAAAUGGAACUUAUUGAAUGGUGAAACAACACAAGUAGUGAAGCUUCCUGAUGACAUCUACCCCAUAGAUCUUCACUGGUUUCCCAGAAGUUUAGGUGGAAAAAGACAAACCCAGGCUGAGAGUUUUGUACUCACAAGUUCUGAUGGCAAGUUCCAUUUGAUUUCCAAGACUGGAAGAGUUGAAAAAAGUGUAGAAGCCCACUGUGGAGCUGUACUUGCAGGACGAUGGAAUAAUGAAGGAACAGCGCUUGUUACAGUUGGUGAAGAUGGACAAAUAAAAAUAUGGUCCAAGAGUGGAAUGUUGAGAUCAACUUUGGUACAACAAGGAACACCAAUAUAUUCUGUAGCAUGGGGCCCAGAUUCUGAAAAGAUUCUAUAUACCACAGGGAAGCAGCUUAUUAUUAAACCACUACAGCCAAAUGCUAAAGUUCUGCAGUGGAAAGCCCAUGAUGGAAUUAUUCUAAAAGUUGACUGGAAUUCUGUUAAUGAUCUUGUUCUAUCAGCUGGUGAAGACUGUAAAUACAAGGUGUGGGAUAGCUAUGGCCGUCUGCUGUAUAGCUCUCAAUCACAUGAGUAUCCUAUCACGUCUGUUGCUUGGUCUCUGGAUGGAGAGUUAUUUGCAGUGGGAUCCUUUCAUACUUUACGACUGUGUGACAAAACAGGGUGGUCCUAUGCUCUAGAGAAACCAAACACUGGCAGCCUAUUUAAUAUUGCUUGGUCUACUGAUGGCACACAAUUGGCUGGUGCUUGUGGAAAUGGACAUGUGAUUUUUGCCCAUGUUGUAGAGCAGCGGUGGGUGUGGAAAAACUUUGGAAUAACAUUGACUAAAAGAAGAACCAUGGAGGUUCGUAAUGUACUUAACGAUGCUGUGGAUUUACUGGAAUUUCGUGACAGAGUAAUUAAGGCCACUCUGAACUAUGGGCAUUUAGUAGUUUCAACAUCUCUUCAGUGUUACAUAUUCUCAAUUAAAAACUGGAAUACACCAUUAAUUUUUGACCUCAAAGAAGGAACUGUAGGUUUAAUCUUGCAAGCAGAAAGGCAUUUUCUUCUUGUAGAUGGUGGGGGAAUCUAUUUAUAUUCAUAUGAAGGCCGUUUAAUUUCCUCUCCUAAGUUUCCAGGAAUGAGAACAGAUAUACUGAAUGCUCAAGCCAUAUCUUUGAGCAAUGAUACUUUAGCAGUAAGAGAUAAAUCUGAUGAAAAAGUAAUUUACCUCUUUGACCCCUUAUCUGGCAAACCACUAGGAGAUGGAAAACCACUUAGUCAUAAGACCGAAAUCAUGGAAAUUGCCUUAGACCAGAAGGGUCUUACAAAUGAAAGAAAAAUUGCAUUUAUUGACAAAAACAGAGAUCUCUAUAUAACUUCUGUGAAGAGAUUUGGGAAAGAACAAAAAGUUAUAAAAAUAGGAACAAUGGUACAUACUUUGGCAUGGAAUGACAUGUGUAACAUACUUUGUGGACUUCAAGACACUCGUUUUACAGUCUGGUACUAUCCCAGUGUAGUAUAUGUUGACAAGGAGCUCUUGCCGAAAACCUUAUAUGAAAAGGAUGCAAGUGAAUUUAGUAAGAAUCCCCAAAUUGUGAGUUUUGUUGGAAGUCAAGUAACAGUCAGGAGAGCUGAUGGCUCACUUGUUCACAUCAAUAUUUCACCUUAUCCAGCUAUACUCCAUGAAUAUGUGAACAAUUCAAAAUGGGAAGAUGCCAUAAGACUGUGUCGUUUUGUUAAGGAUCAAACAUUGUGGGCAUGUUUAGCUGCUAUGGCUAUAGCCAAUAAGGAUAUGAAUACAGCAGAAGUAGCCUAUGCAUCCGUUGGUGAACUAGACAAAGUUCAGUACAUCAGUUCCAUCAAAGAUCUUCCAUCCAAAGAAUCAAGAUUGGCUCAUAUUCUGCUUUUCAGUGGCAAUAUACAAGAUGCUGAAACGCUUCUUCUUCAAACUGGCCUUAUUUAUCAAGCAAUUCAAGUCAAUAUUGACCUUUACAACUGGGAAAGGGCACUAGAACUUGCUGUGAAACACAAGACACACGUUGACACAGUUCUGGCUUACCGACAAAAGUUCUUGGAUGACUUUGGCAAAAAAGAAACGAAUCAGCGAUUUUUGCAGUAUGCAGAAGGGCUUGAAGUCAACUGGGAUAAAAUCAAAGCCAAAAUAGAGUUGGAAAUUGUGAAAGAGAGAGAACGAGCUGCAGCUACUCCAGCAGUCAGAGGAAGCGUAACCAUACAGCGCUAAGUGCCAUGCUGAUUGUAUUAACUAGUGGUUUUAGCACUGCUACUUCAGCAUACUGGUAAGCCUUGGUAUGUGUGUCUGAGUAUUGUGAGAUGGACAGUUAUGCUUGACUCUGGACUCCUGCAGCUUCUGUAGUGCUUGUUUAUUAUUGAUAGAAAGGAAUGUAUAUCUGUGUAAUCCUGUUAUGAACUACAACUGUUUUUGCUUGUAGUGCUCAUGUGAGAAGUCUGAAGUUCUUGAACUUAUUUGAAGCAGAUAUUACCAAGAUUAGUUUUUCUGGAGAAGGCUGUCUUUCUUGGUAGUACAGUGAGGACCCAUGGAAUCUAUCAACAAAAAUAACUGGUCAACUGUUUAGUUUCCCAAUAGACAAGUAGGCAAUUUCUUUUAAAAGCAGACCACUGGUUUUAAAAAUUUCUACAUGUAAUAUAAGGAAGGGUUUCUUUGUGUACAGUUAUAUGGAUCUGAAAUGUAAGCACAGUUUCAGAAGUGAGGUAGCAUUUUACCAUAUGUACAGACUGGAAACCCCUUAAUAAAAAAUAUUGUCAAAGAAUGUAAUAGAAAUUCUUGUUCCUUUUAAAAAUUCUUUUCAGAUUGCAGCUUUAAUGACAAAGCUUGCCAUUUUUUCCAUCUGUUACAAAACAAAACUUGUUAAUAUUGGCAACAUACAAAAUAGGUGAAGUAAUGGGUAAUAUUUUGCACUGACUUCUAUUGAAGUGUGCUUGAGCUGUGCUAUAAAUGGUUUUCAUACAUCAACAAAAGUGAACUAAACUAGAGAUACAGCUUUUUAAAACUGUUUUUCUGUGAGUUUAACAUUGAAUCUGUUUCAGAAUCUAUUAUAUACUAUCUAGCUUGAAAUAGCAACUAGAUUUCCUAAAAAUAUGUGAUGUCUGGCAAUAAACCUUUCUAGAGAAAAUGUGCAUAUCCAGCCACUUAAAAGUAUUUCUGAUGACAAGCUGGCCCAUUUGCUUAUUUAUAUAAAAUAUAUGCUCUUUUCUUGCUACAGCAUCAUUACUUGAUCAAAGUAUCCCCCAUUGUAAUUCAUUUCAAGAAUAUAACAUUAAUAUCCUGGUUGAUGAAUAAGCCAAAAAAUCAUAUGUUGUGGUGGUAUUGGUAAUAAAAUAGUUUUAUACAAUAUGUGUAUUUUAAUAUAAAUUAUUCUUGGAAUCAGUAAUCAUUUUAUGUCUGAUGUAUACAUAAUGUAAAAUAUAUGCCUUUAUUAAUAAAUAUUUCAAAUAUU
Sceloporus undulatus (fence lizard) is the source of this 3833-nucleotide messenger RNA. It is a transcript of the gene IFT80, whose product is annotated as intraflagellar transport 80. The transcript is spliced from 21 exons. NCBI's taxonomy places the organism in Eukaryota, Metazoa, Chordata, Lepidosauria, Squamata, Phrynosomatidae. Gene Ontology annotation, cellular component: cilium; intraciliary transport particle B; centrosome. Gene Ontology annotation, molecular function: protein binding. Gene Ontology annotation, biological process: cilium assembly. The coding region runs from base 263 to 2599 and encodes 778 amino acids. The record is from RefSeq and is a predicted model, not a curated record.